UGAAUUUAUCUGUCAACAUAGUUGUUUUUAAAAUCAAAUGUGUUGCAUACAAAUGUUAUAAAACCAAAACGUUAAAACGAUAUAAAUUUCAUUUGUGGAAAUUGUGUAUUCAACCAUCAACAUGGAAAUCGAAGAUCGGAAUUUGGUUGGUGUGGAGUACCCAGGACGCGUUGAAAAUGCCGACAAUAUGGUCAAAACGUUAGGUGGUCUCACAAACAUCUCAAAAGUUAUAUGUAAUAUGGACAAAAAGCGAUUGGAUUUGACAUUUCGUCCAGAUGAUGUGUUUGCAAAACCAAUUUAUGGUGACUUGAAACCAGCCUCUGGACUCUUACUAAAGGUAGUUUAUCGUCGUCGAAGACGUGACAUUCCUGGUCCGAGCACCGAAGAAGAAGAAACCAAUGACGAACCAAAGAUCGAUGUUAUCGGUGUCAUUCGAUCGAUGUUCAAAUUCGAUGGUUUAUGCGAUUAUCAAUAUUUACCGAUUGGAACGAAUCUGGCAACGCACAAAGCUGAAUUUAUUUAUGAUGAUAUUAUGCCCAAUGGACUUCUAUCACCAGAUUGGCUAACUGAUGAUGCGAACAAUGACAUUCCAUAUUUUUUCCCACCGCCAUCUUUCACUCGUGUUGAUACACCACAGGAUAGUUUCUUCAAAAAGGAUCGUUCAAAAGGGUUGAAUAAAGACCAAUCAUCGCCAUUUGAAUCGGCUGAAUCGACAAUUAUUGGAAUGUCACGAACGCGUCGUUUUAAGCACGCAUGUUAUAUACCAUUUAGUCUGACGAAUCCAAUACCGGAAAAAGCACAAUUCCAAGCAUUGAAAAUGCUGAAAUUCAAAUUCAUCACCAACGAACAAUUUAAUAUGAUAAAAGAGUAUUUGGAUCGUCAACCGAUUUGGUUGCGUAGCUCCUUGGCUUAUGAAACGAAAAUUCCACGACAAAAACUGAAAAUCAUUCUGCCAUCAUUGGCGUAUUAUUUUACAACGGGACCUUGGCGAUUGAUGUGGGUACGCUUUGGAUACGAUCCACGCAAAGAUUUCACCAGCCGAUACUAUCAAACUCUGGACUAUCGAAUCCGAUCAAAUACACUCAAAGAAAAGAUUGCACGCAGCCGAAAAACCAAAACAGAACCAGAGAACAUAUACCCGUACUUUGAAGUCGAUCGUCUACCUGAAACAAGACAAUCAUUUUAUCGAUACUGUGAUGUACAUGUGCCGAAGAUACAAGAAAUGUUGGACAAAAUACCGACACCACUAUCAGGUGCGAUAUGCAAUGAGAAAACUGGCUGGUUACCACCGAAUUUUGACGAUAACUGCCGUGAAAUUCUCACCGAAACCAUUAACGAACUAUUGGAAAUGCAGCCGGCUGAUUUUGAUCCAAAUCAAUUGGCGUCAACGUCUCGGGCGGCUUUAGCACAAAGUGCUGAACAAGCAGAAAAUGAAUGGGAAUAUGGGGACGACGAAGAAGGUUAUGAUGACGAGGAGCGAGAUCAAACAUAUUUGGAUUAUGAAGAUGAAGAAUAAUCGAUGCAUAUAAAUUACGACAUAUUGAUACAAAAAUAUACUUCAAAAAAUUGCUUUAUAUUAACGACAUAACAAUGCCUGUUUUUAUUCAUUUCUGUUUGAUUUUGG
Molecule: messenger RNA, 1624 nt
Organism: Contarinia nasturtii (swede midge)
Lineage: Eukaryota; Metazoa; Arthropoda; Insecta; Diptera; Cecidomyiidae
Product: general transcription factor 3C polypeptide 5-like
Exons: 7
Coding region: 122-1516 (464 amino acids)
Biological process (GO): transcription initiation at RNA polymerase III promoter
Cellular component (GO): transcription factor TFIIIC complex
Source: RefSeq, a predicted model, not a curated record